Molecule: messenger RNA, 580 nt
Organism: Paramecium sonneborni
Lineage: Eukaryota; Ciliophora; Oligohymenophorea; Peniculida; Parameciidae
Source: the annotation of a GenBank genome assembly
CAUAAUUCAACUGAAUAAUGGUUGGAUAGUUUUUUAAAAUAGAAUUAAGUGAAUUUGGUCCAUAUCAAGAUGCUGUUCUCUCAGAUUAUCAUUUUGUUAAUCAUUCUAUUUUAUCUCCAAUGAUGAAAAUAGGAUUAAUAAAUAGCAAUCUAACUGUUGAAAAAACACUACAAUAUUAUAAAGAAUAAAAAACACCUAUUUAAUCAGUAGAAGGAUUUCUUAGAUAAGUAAUUGGUUGGAGAGAAUAUGUUAGAUUAUUGUAUUAUUUUGAAGGCUAGUAGUAACUGAAUGCCAAUUUUUUUAAUCACUAAAAUUAAAUCAAAAUUGGUAUACUUAUGAUUGAAAAGACUAUUAAAUAUGCUUAUCUUCAUCAUAUUGAAAGAUUAUUGUAUAUAAGAAAUACUAUGCUAUUGUAUGAAAUCAAUCCAAAAGAAGUAUUUAAAUGUUCAUAUAGAUAGUUAUGAGUGGGUAAUGGCACCAAAUGUAUUUGGUAUGACUUAACAUGCAGAUGGAGGAAGAAUGAUGACAAGACAAUACAUUUGUUCAUCUAAUUACAUGCAAAAAAUGAGUAAUUAAAAUA